Messenger RNA from Otolemur garnettii (small-eared galago), 2514 nucleotides. Its product is annotated as complement factor H-like. The transcript is spliced from 15 exons. Lineage: Eukaryota; Metazoa; Chordata; Mammalia; Primates; Galagidae. The record is from RefSeq and is a predicted model, not a curated record. The coding region runs from base 623 to 1723 and encodes 366 amino acids.
UGAAACAAAUUUCAGUUCCCAACGUCACAACUGGGUCUACUGGGGAUAUCAAACAUGCUGCUACUAAGCAAUAUCUGUCUCACCUUGUUGAUUUCCUGGGUCAGUGGACAAGAGCAGUCCUGUUAUCCUCCCAAUAUUCCCAAUGGUGUCUUCUCACCUGUGAGGAUUAAACACAGAAUUGGAGACAAUAUCAUGUAUAAGUGUAAAAACAGAUUUCACCCUGCAACUCGUGUAAAUAUAGCAACAUGCACAAGAAGUGGCUGGUCACCUCCUCCAAGAUGCACCUGGAAACCUUGUGAUUUUCCACAAAUAAAACAUGGACAACUACAUGAUGAGAGCAGAUAUAGACCAUACUUUCCAGUAGCUAUUGGAAAACGUUUCUACUAUCACUGUCACCAUAAUUUUGUGACUCCUUCAUGACAUCAAUGGGAGUACAUUUACUGCACACAAGAAGGAUGGUUACCAGCAAAACCAUGCCGCAGACAAUGUACUUCUAAUUAUUUGGAAAAUGGACAAUAUCCACAUUAUGCAAGAACAUGUGUAGAGGGUGAAUCUGUACCAGUCAGUUGCAAUUCUGGCUACAGUCUUCCCAAUAGGCAGACCAAAAUUACGUGUACAGAGAAUGGCUGGCUCCCUCCUCCCAAAUGCAUCCGUGUCCGUUAUAUAUCCCUUAAAUAAACAAACACAAUAUAAGUGUAAACCAGGAUAUGUAACAGCAGUUGGUAAAACAUCAGGAUUAAUCACAUGUCUGCAAUAUGGAUGGUCAGAACAACCCACAUGCAUUAAAUCUUGUGAUAAGCCAGCAUUUACAAAUGCCAGAGCCAAAAUUAACAGAACAUGGUUUAAGCUCAAUGAUGUCUUGGAUUAUGAAUGUGAUGAAAGAUAUGAAAACAAAUACAAAGCUACCACAGGCUCCAUAGUAUGUGAAUACCAUGGUUGGUCUGAUACACCAACCUGUUAUGAAAAAGAAUGCCGGCUUCCUACAAUAGAUGCACACUUAGUUCCUAAUCCCAAGCUAGACAGUUAUAAAAUUGGAGAUGUGGUGAGAUUCUCCUGCAAACCAGGAUUUACAAGAGUUGGACCAGAUUCAGUUCAGUGCUACCACUUUGAAUGGUCACCUAACAUCCCAACGUGUAAAGAGCAAGCACUAUUCUGUGGUCCACCCCCUCAACUCAACAAUGGAGAAUUUAAGGGAAUAAAGAAAACAGAGUAUGUACACAGUGAAGUGGUGGAAUAUGAUUGCAAUCCUAAUUUUCUGAUGAAGGGGAUUAGUAAAAUUCAAUGUGUUGAUGGAAAGUGGACAACCUUGCCAAUAUGUGUUGAGGAUGAGAGUACAUGUGGAGAUAUACCUGAACUUGACAAUGGUUAUGUCCAGUCUUCUUCCCCUCUCUAUUACCAUGGAUAUUCAGUGGAAUUCAAUUGCACAGAAACAUUUACAAUGGUUGGACACAGAUCAGUUACAUGUAGGAAUGGAUCGUGGACCCAACUUCCUCAGUGUGUUGCAACAGAUCAACUUAAGAAGUGUAAAAGGCCAAAAACAAUUAUAAUUGAGGGUAAUAUACAGCAGAAGAACGAAUUUAAGCAUAAUGAAAGCAUAAGGUACAGAUGUGGAGAACAAUACAGACACUCAGUCUGCAUAAAUGGAAGAUGGGAGCCUGUCCCGAGAUGCACAAAUGUACAAAUACAGUUAUGCCCACCUCCACCUCAAAUUCCCAACGCUUAGAAUAUGACAACCACAGUGAAUUAUCAAGAUGGAGAAAAAGUAUCUGUUGUCUGCCAAGAAAAUUAUCUAAUUCAGGGGAAAGAAGAAAUUUUAUGCAAAAAUGGAAAAUGGAAAAAUGUGCCACGAUGUGCUGAAAAAAUUCCAUGUUCUCAACCACCUCACAUAGAGCAUGGAACUAUUUAUUCAUCUGCAUCUUCAAAUGAAAUGGAAGAUACAAUUGAACCCAAGGUUUAUACACACGGUAAAAAAUUAAGUUAUAUUUGUGAAGAUGGUUUCAGAAUAUCUGAAGACAAUGAGAUAACAUGCUACUUGGGAAAAUGGAGUUCUCCACCUCAAUGUGUAGGACUUCCUUGUGCACCACCACCUUCAAUUAAUUAUGGUGUUGUAUCUCCUAAGUUAGACAGUUAUCAAUAUGGUGAAGAAUUUACAUACAAAUGUUCUGAAGGUUUUGGAAUUGAUGGCCAUGAAUUUACAAGAUGCUUAGGAGGAAAAUGGUCUCAACAGCCAAAAUGCAUAAAGACUGAUUGUUCUGGUGUUCCCAGAUUUGAUAACGCUGUACUUAUAGGGCAUGAGAAGGAUUCAUAUAGGUCGGGAGAACAAUUGACUUAUGAAUGUGUAGCAGAUUAUCAAUUAGAUGGACACAACACUGUAACAUGUAUUAGGAGAACAUGGAUGGGAAAUAUAACAUGCAGAGAUAUUUCCUGUGUGAAUCCACCCACAGUGGAAAAUGCUAAGAUAACAACAAGACAGAAGAGUAGGUAUCCAAAUGGUGAGAGAGUGCAUUAUGAAUG